This is a messenger RNA of Sclerotinia trifoliorum, 2005 nucleotides long. The record is from the annotation of a GenBank genome assembly. Lineage: Eukaryota; Fungi; Ascomycota; Leotiomycetes; Helotiales; Sclerotiniaceae.
UAUUUUGAUCCAUCCCCUUGACUCUCUAUGUAAAACUCGGUCUCUAUUUGAAUCCCCCUUAAGUCUUUCCUGCAGGACUCUUUCAAAAGAUUUCCUGCAUAACUACAAACACAACAACUGCAAUCCAACUCCUCCCAAUCCACAAACAUCAUUCGAGGAAUCAUUCUUCCAAAUAAAACUAGACAUUAAAAAGGGUGCGUCAGCCCUUUAGUCGCAGGUUAUUUCAAAAUAUACUAAUUAUGGCUUAGACACCACUUAAAGAUGGAUGCAAUCAUCAACAGGGAGUGUCCCUUUUUGCAUGUAUUUCCUCUCGAAAUAAGGCUCAAAGUCUAUGAAUACUUGCUAGUCAGAAAGAUUCUAGGUAUGGCACAGUCUGUAACCCAAACAUCGCGUUUUGGAGCGGACCUAAAAUACGAUUUAUGCCCAGAGGUUUUGAGACUCUGCCGCCAAAUUUACAAAGAAGCUUUACCUUUUUUGUACGGAAAGAAUACCUUCUAUAUCUCAUGCUUUCGAGUGGAUAAUCACCCUGUCUUCGAUCAGUCAUUUGAUAGUGUUUAUCGACAGUUUUAUGAAAGUGAUCGGGUGUUAGGUUACGAAACUGAAGUUGACGGGCCUCAAGUGGAACUAUGUCCUCUCACAAGAUACGAGAACUGCGAAACAGUGGUACCUUAUCCAGUUCCAGACCUCUGCCAUUAUACCACGGUGCCUAGGGUCCGAAAUUGGCGCGUGGUGGUUAGCAGAAUCAGAGAUCCUGGUGGUCACUGGGAUCCAACAUGGUGCUUGAUCGACUUUUGUCUUUCUAUUAGUGCCCAACCUCCAAUUUCUCUAGAAGUAUUGGUUCUUCCUUGUGGUCUGGACUAUAGUGAGAACGAAAGUUAUGCCUUUUGGGAGUGUGAUGAUGUCUUAAGUCCUCUGAGACUGCUCCGCAAUCUCCAAAAAUGUGUCAUCAAAGAAGCCUGUGCAAGCGACGUUCCUGAUAUUAUUCGACUUGCUGGUGAUGACAUCAUAGAGGCUAUAAGUGCCAGAGGUAUUGAUUAUAAAAUUCCUGAAAAUUUGAAGACUGAAAUAGAAACUCUUGUGACGAGUCAAGAACCUAUCGAUCUUCGUCACAUGAUGCAUAAAUCUCUCACUACAUAUGCACAAGCAUUCGAGCGAUAUCGACCAUAUAAGAUGCAAAUGGGGUUGAGACGAGAAAGUAUCGAACAGAUUGGCAAUAUGGAUAUCGAGUACGCCGAAUUUCUAGACGCAGGUGCCUUCAACCCGUUCAUUAAUCCAACCAUGCAUCCAGUUGAAUAUGACCUCCAAAUUUGCAAAGAGGCAUCGGUUGAAUUCGAGGAAGAAGACGACACUUUUAAACCACACCGUCGAAAUGUUCUCACAUAUCUAGAACGUCAAUGGACCCGAAUCGAAAAUGCAAAUCGUACAAUAACAGAAUUUAUCAAAGAGGAAAAAGUCCUAGGCGGAUUAUUCGACAUAGCCGAAAGAUUAAGAGAACAAUUAAACUCCACAACCCACGGCAACGCCAACGCGUCCCAAAUUUAUGAUCACGAGAAAGUGCGAAAAAUCUCGCUUGCAAUGGUCUACCUAGAAGACUACGCAGCUUCCUUCAAAAGAGACCUCACCCAUACAACCCGCGCGCAAAUUAUCCCCAACCGUCGUCUCUUCGAGAGUCACUACGAUCUCCCACGCGAACGUCUAAUCGCUCAAAUGGCAAGGGAAAUUGAAACGGGCAAAAUCCUUAACUUUAUAAAUGAUUUCAGCACGGCGGUCGAUAUGUGCGAUGAUCAAUAUCUUGAGAUCCUCGCAGCGAGGAAGAAAGUUUUUCAGUUUGAUGGAUUGGGCCAGUUUGAAUGUGGGGAUUUUGAUAGGAAAUUGGGUUAUUCGUUGGAUAGGAUUGAUUGGACUGUUUAUGAACCGGAUCUUACGCCGUUUUAUUGGUUGCCGUAUGAGGAUUUUGAUGAGGAUGAUGAUGUUGAUAUGAUGUGAUGGGUUAGAGAUUAGCGGU